Plasmodium reichenowi is the source of this 1229-nucleotide messenger RNA. Its product is annotated as serpentine receptor, putative. Gene Ontology annotation, biological process: response to pheromone; G protein-coupled receptor signaling pathway. The annotation marks the transcript as partial. The record is from RefSeq and is a predicted model, not a curated record. The transcript has 4 exons. NCBI's taxonomy places the organism in Eukaryota, Apicomplexa, Aconoidasida, Haemosporida, Plasmodiidae.
AUGAUAAGAAGAAAGUGGAGUAAAAUAAAAUUGGCAAUAUAUUUUAUUGCAUUUUAUUACUUAAUAAAAAUAGAUGAAAAAUGUUUUUUAAUAAAAGAGGGAGAAUUCGAUUUGUCUAUUACGAAUGUACAUGAGAAUAAUUAUAUGAUAUCGGAAAAAUAUAAUAAGUAUUAUAUAUUAUCCUUAUUAUAUAUAUUUGGAGGAAUAUUAAAAGAAAUAUAUGAUAAUAAAAUAUUUGUUAAAAAUAUGAGUUGUAAUAAUUUUAUGGUAUCUUCAAAAGUUAUAUAUGGUUUAUAUAAUGAUAUGAAUUAUAGCAAAUAUUCCAAUUUUUGUUUUUCCAAGAAUUCAAAUAAUGGUGUUGUUAUUUUAUCUAACUUGUAUGUCCCUAAUACAAAAUUUUUAAUAUUAGAUAAAAGUGAUGAGGAAAUAUAUAAUUAUGGAAAAAAGAAAAAUGGGAAAACAUGUGAAGAUUUAGAAAAAGUUGCAUUAUUUGUACACCCAUUAAAUGAUAUUCCUCCUGAGCUUAUGAACAAAACGUAUUUUGUAUACCAAAAAGAUAUCGAUAAAUCACUUACAGAUAAAAAAUUAAAUUUUAUUUUAUUAAAUUGUGGGAAUAAAAUUAAAAACGCUUUCAAAAUUGAAUUUAAAAAUAAUAUGAACUUUUUGAAAAAUCAUUUCUCAUGUGAAGAGCAAGGCCUUUUUGAAAUUCACAUGCUGCUGAUAGUACUACUAUUUGUCUUGUCCUUGGUAUAUUAUAGAAAAAGAAAAAACUUAAGUAACACAAAUAAUGUAUUGAAGGAAGCUAUACACUGUUCUUAUUUAUUCUUCCUGCUUUCUAAUAUAUUAUAUUUUAUACAUUUAAUAUCUUAUGCAUUCAAUGGAUCUGGCUUUAGUAUUCUCAAGGUACUAAGCCAAAUAUACGAAGCCAUUUUUGAUUGUUUCAUUCUUGUAAUCAUAUAUUAUAUAUUUAAUAAUGACAUGCAAAAGAAAAAAGAAGAAACAAUAAGGGUAGCUUUUACAUAUUCCAUAUUAAAAUUUAUUUACAUCUUAUUUGAGAUACAAAAUAAUCAGGAAUUGGAUUUAUAUUCAACUUUACACUCAAUUGUGGCUCUACCCUUUGUUGUUUAUCGUAUAAUAGUUGCAGUGUUAAAUUAUGAUAACAGCAAAAAAUUGCUCAAGGAAAAAACACAAGUGGAUGAAAAGUUCUAUGUCCUUUUUGACACAUUUUU